Molecule: messenger RNA, 1526 nt
Organism: Verruconis gallopava
Lineage: Eukaryota; Fungi; Ascomycota; Dothideomycetes; Venturiales; Sympoventuriaceae
Exons: 3
Coding region: 97-1362 (421 amino acids)
Biological process (GO): proteasome-mediated ubiquitin-dependent protein catabolic process
Cellular component (GO): proteasome regulatory particle, base subcomplex
Molecular function (GO): ATP binding; ATP hydrolysis activity; proteasome-activating activity
Source: RefSeq, a predicted model, not a curated record
UCUCAACUCCAACCUCAUCCAUCGCAAACCAACAUACGCAGUUCCGCUUUUGAGAGUCUCCGUCGCACAGAUCCGGACUUCUAGGAUCACGCAAAAAUGGCAGACGCAGCCGUCGAGAAUCCUCUUAACACAGUUGCACCACAUAAGAAGCCGCUCGUCUCAUCGAUACCAAACGUCGAGUCGCUGGAGGGCUUUGCUACAGAAGGCACAGAUGACUACUCGACAUUCAAGAAACUUCAGCGGCAGCUAGAGUACAUUCAGCUACAGGAGGAGUAUAUAAAAGAUGAGCAGAGAAAUCUGAAGCGCGAGCUUGUGCGAGCGCAAGAAGAGAUCAAGCGAAUUCAGAGCGUACCUUUGGUUAUCGGCCAGUUUAUGGAGGCCAUAGACCAGAACACAGGAAUCGUGCAAUCAUCUACUGGCUCUAACUACGUCGUUCGAAUCCUAUCAACGCUCGACCGUGAGCUUCUCAAACCAUCCUCCUCGGUGGCCCUACAUAGACAUUCAAAUGCACUGGUCGACAUCCUUCCACCUGAAGCCGACAGUUCCAUUGCCAUGCUGGGCGCAGACGAGAAGCCAGACGUCACGUAUGCCGACGUCGGUGGUCUCGACAUGCAAAAGCAGGAGAUCAGAGAAGCUGUCGAGCUCCCACUCACUCAUUUUGAUCUGUAUAAGCAGAUUGGCAUAGAUCCACCUCGCGGUGUGCUGCUGUACGGUCCUCCAGGUACUGGCAAAACUAUGCUCGUCAAGGCGGUAGCGAACAGCACUACCGCUUCAUUCAUCCGUGUGGUUGGCUCCGAGUUCGUGCAGAAGUAUUUGGGUGAAGGUCCGCGCAUGGUCCGUGAUGUGUUUCGCAUGGCCCGUGAAAAUUCGCCCUCUAUCAUCUUCAUUGAUGAGAUCGACGCCAUCGCCACGAAGCGUUUCGACGCUCAAACUGGAGCGGACAGAGAAGUCCAGCGUAUCUUGCUCGAGCUGCUCAACCAAAUGGACGGUUUCGAUCAGACUUCUAACGUCAAGGUGAUCAUGGCCACAAACCGUGCCGACACACUCGACCCCGCCUUGCUACGUCCGGGCCGCUUGGACAGAAAAAUCGAGUUUCCGUCCUUGCGUGAUCGUCGUGAGCGCCGUCUCAUCUUUACAACCAUCGCGAGCAAGAUGAGCUUGAGUCCCGAGGUGGAUCUGGACAGUCUGAUCGUACGCAACGACCCGCUCUCCGGCGCCGUCAUCGCCGCGAUCAUGCAGGAGGCCGGAUUGAGGGCUGUCAGAAAGAACCGGUACAACAUCAUCCAGGCGGAUUUGGAAGAGGCAUACACGUCUCAGGUCAAGGGUGGAGGCGAGGCCGACAAAUUCGACUUCUACCGGUAGAAAGGACACCGUCCGACCUGCCCGCCGGGAUCUGGGACCCAAUCUGCACUGUCGAGCAUAUGUGCAUCAUGUGGCGUUUUUGUGAAGUCGACUAAGAUGGUCGCAUUUGGUGUGUUCCCGUGGCACAGCACAUCAUGUAGCAAUAAUAAUGCUCGUUCAUCAAA